Molecule: messenger RNA, 1381 nt
Organism: Triplophysa dalaica
Lineage: Eukaryota; Metazoa; Chordata; Actinopteri; Cypriniformes; Nemacheilidae
Product: ICOS ligand-like
Exons: 4
Coding region: 141-1136 (331 amino acids)
Biological process (GO): cell surface receptor signaling pathway; positive regulation of T cell proliferation; cellular response to lipopolysaccharide
Cellular component (GO): external side of plasma membrane
Source: RefSeq, a predicted model, not a curated record
UGUUCAGACAAGUCGCGCGUAGACUGUUUUUCAUUUUAUUUUGGUUUUGGGCAUCUGAUGUAUUUACAGUAAACUGUUAGUAGUCUUAUACACUUUGACUGUACUCGCCUUUGAUUUUUUUCAUAAAUCAGAUUACUGUGAUGGAAAAUACCUACGUCUGUGCUUUGCUUCUCACAAGUCUCAUCAUGUCACAAGCAGAUGAAUGCAUAGUUGGAGUAAUAGGAGAAAAUGUCCAACUUCCCUGUAUUUAUGAUGGGGUGAAAAAUAUGACAUCCCUGCUCCUCUCAUCUGAAUGGAAAAGACACGUGGAAGUUAUACACACCACAAACUGGACGAAGCAGCAGGAGGACACACAAAAUGUGUCCCGCAGUACCACUGUUUCAUCUUCGGUCCCAAAUUCUGGAGACUUUAUCAUGGUGUUGCGUGGCAAACGUUUAUCAGAUGCACGACAUUACAGUUUUCAUCUAAAGCUUCAAGAAAACUGUAUUCUGGUUUGCACAGUCUGCCUCACUGUAGCAGUUCAUUUUAGCAAUACUACUGUACUAAGAGAGAAUAUAGUGAAUGGAGAGAAAACCCUAUUGGUGUUUAACACUAGAGGAGGAUUUCCAGCUCCAAAUAUUUACUGGAUUAUAAACCACACACAGCGCCCUCCAAAAACAACAAUCAUCACAUAUGUGAACACUCUGCCAAAGUCUCAACUCUACAACAUCACAAGUGUCUUAUCCAUCAACAUCUCACCAGACACUGUUAUAGCCUGUGUCAUAGACAACGAUAUGUUAAAUGAAAUGUUGACUACAACAAACUAUGGUGUAAAGUCAAAUAUAGAGGAUGGAUGGCUGUCGAAAUAUCUGUGGAUGUUUAGCACGGUUCUGUGCGUGGUUGUUUUUCUACUGGUGGCUGCGUCUCUUUGUUACCAAAGGAAACUGGACCGAGAUAUAAAAAGAAGAAAACAUUUCAGUUGUGGGGGUACAGACGUUCUGAAGAUUUUGAGGUUUUCCUGUGAUUCAUCUCUGGUUAGAUGUUUGAAUUGUGCGGACAUCUUUAUUUGUGUUGCAGAUUAUUCAUGCAGCGAGGAGAACAAGUUGAUCGUGAUGGAUAUGAAGCUGUGGGCUUCCCUUCCUGAGACAGAUGUAUAACGUGGUCUGCGAUUUCAUUGGUUGAUACCUCAUAGGCCUUUAUUGCACUGAUUAUUAAUACUGCGGCCUUACGGUGUCAUUUCUUACUCUGAUUCGGUAGUGAAUCAGCCGGAAUAUUCUAUUCUCACAAAUAAUAAGUAAUGAAUAUAUUCUAUUUAUUGGAAACCACAUUGGAUCAAAUCACGGUUCUGUUAAACUUGUGCUCUUUAAAUAAAAUGUGCCUCGCCUAUUCUGUCUUUUUGUAA